AUGUCUGAGACUGCGCCCGUGGACCAGGCUGAACCCGGCCCAGCUUUCAUGGGGAAGCCAGCAGUCAAAAAGCGAGGGAAGAAGCAGAAGGACGUGGCAGGAGCGAGUCGUAAGACUCCCAGUCUGUCUGUGUCCAAACUCAUCACGGAGGCCUUGCUGGUGUCGCCGCAGCGGGCCAGCAUGUCGUUGGUCGCGCUCAAGAAGACGCUGGCGGCCGCCGGCUACGACGUGCACAAGAACAACAGCCGCAUCAAGCUGGUCCUGAAGAGCCUGGUGAGGAAGGGCACCCUGGUGCAGACCAAGGGCAGUGGUGCCUCCGGCUCCUUCAAGCUGAGCAAGAAGGCGGCUGCCCAGCUCACCAACGUCAAGGUCAGGAAGCCCGCGUCCACUAAGACCAAGAAACUGGUCUUGUCCAGGGAGUCCAAGUCUCCGAAGAGCGCCAAGACCAAGAAGACGACCCAGAAGCCAAGAGCGACAGCGGCUCCGAAAGCCGCCCGAGGCGUGUGGAAGGCCUCGGGAGCCGAGGGCAAGGCCGCGCGGAAGAGCCCCGCCAAGGCCAGGGCGGGCAGGCCCGCCGGCGGCAGGGCCGCGCUGACCCAGCAGAAGGCGAAUUCCAGGAAGGCAGCACCGAAGAAGUGA
Messenger RNA from Phyllostomus hastatus (greater spear-nosed bat), 639 nucleotides. It is a transcript of the gene H1-6, whose product is annotated as H1.6 linker histone, cluster member. The transcript has a single exon. Gene Ontology annotation, molecular function: DNA binding. Gene Ontology annotation, biological process: nucleosome assembly. NCBI's taxonomy places the organism in Eukaryota, Metazoa, Chordata, Mammalia, Chiroptera, Phyllostomidae. The record is from RefSeq and is a predicted model, not a curated record. The coding region runs from base 1 to 639 and encodes 212 amino acids. Gene Ontology annotation, cellular component: nucleosome.